Messenger RNA from Stereum hirsutum FP-91666 SS1, 2879 nucleotides. Its product is annotated as SWIRM-domain-containing protein. The record is from RefSeq and is a predicted model, not a curated record. Gene Ontology annotation, biological process: regulation of transcription by RNA polymerase II; chromatin remodeling. Gene Ontology annotation, cellular component: nucleus; SAGA-type complex. The coding region runs from base 338 to 2611 and encodes 757 amino acids. NCBI's taxonomy places the organism in Eukaryota, Fungi, Basidiomycota, Agaricomycetes, Russulales, Stereaceae. The transcript has 9 exons. Gene Ontology annotation, molecular function: transcription coactivator activity; chromatin binding; protein binding.
AUCGCGCGCCUCGCGUUGCUGCUUUCAACCUUGCUUUCAAGGUGAUACCCAUCUUCCCCUUCCAUUCACCUGUACUUCUAUCCUUUCGACAUCAUCGAAGGCAACCUUUGUUGUCAAAUACCGCUGUCGACGACAACGACACAAAGACCUUCCAAAUCUUCUUCAGCGCCGCUGAUAACCUUAGGCGUGUCUUAUUCUGUGUUGUGGUUGCAGAACAAGUUGCCACAAUCCUCAACUAAGGAACCUCGCCACUUCCCAGAGUUACCGCGGGGCCACCCAUCUCAUCUCUCUCCUCAUCUCUCCACGGACUUAUUGCCUUCGCCUCUCGUUCUUUGCCAUGACCGUGACGCACAGGAAUAAAAGGCAGCAGCCAGAGGAGAUUACUACUGUCAAUGAACCAGGCUUUCAGAUCGAAUGCGACGGCUGCCAUACGGACUUGACGCACUCAAUAAGGAUCAAAUGCGCUGAUCCGGUAUGCGAACCUGGUGAUGGCGUCGACAUCUGUCCGGCUUGCUUUUGUGCAGGACUAGAGUUCGCGAAGCACAAGAGGAACCAUGCAUAUCGCGUCGUGGAACUACAUUCAUAUCCGAUAUUCUCAGAGGACUGGGGAGCAGACGAGGAGCUGCUUCUUAUUGAAGGCAUCUCUCUUCAAGGGCUGGGAAACUGGCAGGCUAUCGCCGAGCAUGUUGGUACACGAACGAAGGAAGAGGUAGAAGACCACUACAACACCGUCUAUGUUGAGUCACAAAGCUGGCCGCUACCGCGAAUGGAUGUAUCAUUCGAUAUCGACCCCUCCGAAUUUCAGGAACGCAAACGUCGUCGAAUAUCAUCCAUGAAUGCCAAUCCUCCAGCAGGCCCCAAGGUCGCCCCCACAUCUGCUCCAGGGAACCACGAAAUCGCUACCUUCCUCCCCGGUCGUCUCGAAUUCGAGCAUGAGAUCGACAACGAAGCCGAGGACCUCGUCAAGGAUCUUGAGUUCGGGCUGUGCAAUGAGUGGGGAGGGGAUAGCAUCAUGGAGGACGAGAACGAUCCGGAUGUGAAGACUAGGGCGAAAUGGGAGGAAGAGAAGUUCCAUACGAAGGAUAGGGAGAAUGAAGGGUCGGGGAGUAGGAUGGGCACGCCGUUUGGUGGUGGGGGGAAGACGAACGGGUUGAAGCAUAUUGGGAAAGGCAAGGGGAAAGGCAAGGGUCCGAUGGGUAAAAGUAUGGGUGGGAAGAAGAGCGUGAAUGGGUAUCAUCCACAUCAUGGCAUGAAGAUAGGCAUGAACGGGGUGAUGAAGCAGGACAGUUCUCCGCAGAGACACGUCAAGACUGAAGAUUCGAAUGGCGAGAACGGGUCGAAGGAGAAGGACAAAGAUGAGGAUGAGACUGAAGAGAACAUGCCACCAAUACCGUUCGAGACCUCAGAUUCUCUGGCCUUCAAGUUGACAUUAUUGGAGACGUACGAGCAGAGGGUAGAGAAGAGAGCUGAAGCGAAGGCAAUUAUGUUUGAGAGGGGGCUGUUGGAGUACAAGAAGAUGCAAGCAGCUGACAAGAAGCGACCAAAGGAAGAUAAAGACAUCAUCCAUCGAUUACGGCCUUUUGCACGACUGCAGACUGCAGCUGACUAUGAACAAUUCUGUGCUGACAUCCUCUACGAAGCUAUUCUCCGUAAACGAAUAGCAGAACUACAGCAGUACCGCCGACUAGGUUUAACCACAGCAGCCGACAUCACCAAAUGGCAAGAAGACACGUACAAGAGGGAGCAAGCGAAGAUGAACAUGUCUCGCGAACACUUCUCCUCCGUGCAACUUCGCGCAGGCGGCAGAGGCUCUCUCGGUCCAGAAUCUCGACGCGCAAGCGUCUUGGCUGACUCCGAAGGCCGCAAGAGCCACGAUCGUGAACUCACACCCAAGAACUCCAGCGCCCCAGCACCAGGUCCCACAGGUCGCAAACCUCCCGCCCCACUAAACCUCGCUAAUUCUCCCUACAUCCAUCUCCUCACACCGGCCGAACAAACCCUUUGCUCUAGUCUCCGCAUUCUCCCGAAGCCAUACCUUGUUAUCAAGGAGACCCUUAUACGUGAGUACGCACGCCGUGGUGGCAAAUUGAGGAGGAGAGAAGCGAGAGACUUGGUGAAGAUCGAUGUGAAUAAGACGAGUAGAGUCUGGGACUUUCUGGUGCAAGCGGGUUACCUUAGAAUUGGAGUCGAUCUGGCCAGCGUAAACAAUGCGGGACAGGCAACGACACAAGCUUCGGGGACGGGAUCACAACAAGGACAAGGGUCGACUCAGACGGAAGGCCAGCAAGAAGGGCAGAGCACUUCGAUGAAUGGGAUGAUGAAUGGUGUCGGCACCGGGUCUUCAUCUUCCUCUCUCAAUGCCACCGCGUUAGGCUCGACACCUUCACCUCGCAAAACUCCAUCUUCUUCCUCCCUUCCACCUGUACCUGCACCGAGCGGACAUGGGACAUCCUUAGGCCCGCCUAGCACAAGUCAGACCUUCGUGAACGGGAAUGGGUAUGGGUAUCCGCCUGCGAACGGGCUUCCUGCCGCACCAAACAGUGCAUCAUUUUCAUCCUUCGCUUCUCUGACGUUUCCGAACGCACCAGCGUAUCCAUCGGCAGGUCAAUAGCGUCCAGAGUGUUCGUUCACUAUUUAUUUUGUUUUUUCCUCUUAUUAUUUCCAAAUUUGACUGUUGCUGCCUCUCCUAGUCUACGACCCUUCAUCCCAUACAUACCCUUCCUACUGUUCCUCUUUUCCCGUCUCUCGUCGCCAGGUUCAAGUCCCUCCCAUGUCCUCAUUGUCUAUAUUUUACACCACUCACCGCAUGCAUCACUUUGUACCCUACACACGCGCGUACGCACCUGACUCCUUCCACUAAGCAUUGUAACCCUACCCCA